AUGUUCGCCUUGAUCGCCAUGAUGUGUGUGACGCAUGUUGGGUCCCAAUGGGUGGACGCCCGCGGCCUCUUCACAGGAAGUGGAUGGUUUCAAACAAGUGCAGUGUCAUAUGGUGGCUGGAAAAUUGUGGUCGCAAGACACGGCGAGAGACCGUGGAUCAGCUUCGAUGGUGGGUCAUCUUUUGCUGCAAGCACCGCUGAUGCUGUAUCAUGGAACAGCUUUAGCAUGUCAUGGGAUGGGACCACGAUUGUCGGGGGAGCCGGUGGGGAUUACAUCCAUAUCAGCCGUGACAGUGGAUCAAACUGGAGCGUGGUUGACCCCGCCGGAGGUCCUAUGGGCUGGACAAGUGUCAGCUGCUCCGAAGAUUGUUCGGUCAUCGCUGCAGUCGCAGGAGGUGGCAACAUUUGGACGAGCACUGACGCAGGGACAACUUGGACCGAAGACUCAAGCGUUGGCAGCUCCAAGGACUGGCAAUCCAUCGCCGUCUCUGGAGACGCUUCGAAGAUUGUGGCCGUUGCGUUGAAUGCCAACAUAUGGCUCAGCACCGAUCGUGGUGCGACCUUCGUGGAGCAAGCCGUCGGCACAAACGAGGAAUGGACCGAUGUGGCCGUAUCAGCAGACGGAAGCAAGAUGAGCGCAUCUGUUCGCAACGGCGGCAAGCUUUGGAGGAGCACCGACAGCGGCACUAGCUGGUCCCAGUUGUCUGUGAAUGCGUCCGAUCUCACAUCCUUUCUUCGUGUGGACAUGUCAAAUUCUGGAAGCGUGAUGGUUGCCAUGCACGUGCCUCCUACCAAUAGUUAUCUGUUGGCGGUCUGGAAGAGCACUGAUGGCGGCGACACCUGGUCGGAGGAAACAGGUUUCUCACAGUUUGGUUUCUCGCACGAUAUGGACCAAAUUGCCAUGGCAGGUGAUGGCUCCAAGAUUGUUACGUUGGGGGGUGGGGGUGCGGUGGCGGUUUGGACCGGGCCUGCAGCCGAGACCUCCACGACAAUUACAUUGUCGACAACCUUGUCGUCAACAACCUCGUCGUCAACAACCUCGUCGUCAACAGCCUCGUCGUCGACAACUUCCUCAUCAACAGCUUCCUCAUCGUCGUCAACAACGUUCUCGACGACCAGCUCCACAAAAACGGCUACAGCUACCACAGCGACCUCCACAACCUCGUUGACGGUCACAGAGACCACGCAGACAGUUACAGAGACCACGCAGACGGUCACAGAGACCACGCAGACGGUCACAGAGACCACGCAGACGGUCACAGAGACCACGCAGACAGUUACACAGACCACGCAGACGGUCACAGAGACCACGCAGACAGUUACAGAGACCACGCAGACGGUCACAGAGACCACGCAGACGGUCACGGAGACCACGCAGACGGUCACGGAGACCACGCAGACGGUCACAGAGACCACGCAGACGGUCACAGAGACCGUGACCGAAACGACAGCAGCGCUGGACAAAGCUAGCAACGGCCUGGGUCUGAGCACAAACUGUAUGGUGGCACCUUUGCACUGUUGGUGCCCAUGGAGUUGUAUGGAGGAGCUUUGUGUUGUCUUCUGGGAGACUUCCCGUCCGUGA
Molecule: messenger RNA, 1581 nt
Organism: Symbiodinium natans
Lineage: Eukaryota; Dinophyceae; Suessiales; Symbiodiniaceae
Source: the annotation of a GenBank genome assembly